UAGGAGCCAAACCUGGCAACCACUGUGUCAGCCCCAAAAAUCCGUCCGGGCAACAACCGGAUUUAUUUAUUUCUUGGAUUGACUUAAAUACUGUGAAGUAAAUAUUGAAAAUCUAUGCUAACGGACAAAUAAAUGUGUUUAAAUUUUAAUGUAUAUCCUACAACUACAUUCAGUCGGCAAACGCGGCGUGAUUUGUAAAGACGGCAGUGGUUCCACCUUUUCUUCCAUGGGACCGCUAUCGGCGAUGUACGCAACAUUCAAGCUGCAAAAAUCCAAACCACACAAUUUGACACGUUCGGCUAUAAUUUAGCCAAGACAUGGGGGAGCAACCAGUGAGAGUCUUGGCAUGCGGGGACGUUGAGGGCAGGCUGAACGCUCUUUUCAACCGAGUCCAGACCAUCCAGAAGAAGACCGGACAGUUUGAUCUGCUGCUGUGCGUCGGAGAGUUUUUCGGAACGACGCCGGAGGCCGAGGCGGAGUGGCAGCAGUACAGAACCGGAGCCAGGAAAGUUCCCAUCCACACCUACAUCCUGGGAGCAGCGAGCCAGGAGACGGCGAAGAACUUCCCCGGCGCUGACGGCUGCGAGCUGGCUGAGAACGUCACGUAUCUGGGUCGGCGAGGUGUGUUCACGGGCGUGUCGGGGCUGCAGAUAGCCUACGUCAGCGGCCGGGAGGCCCCGCAGGAGCCGGCCCCGGCUCACUGCUUCACGGCCAAGGAUCUGUCGGCGCUCGUGGCUCCGCUGACCAGCAGCUCCAGGUUCAGGGGGGUCGACAUCCUGCUGACGUCGCAGUGGCCCCGAGGAGUGUGGCACUACGCAAACAACCCGGAAGUGAACACCAAGUUCUGUGGAAGCGGCUCCGUCGCCAACCUGGCAGACAAGCUGAGACCACGAUACCACUUUGCUGCACUAGAGGGCGCUCACUACGAGAGACUCCCAUACAGAAAUCACGUCGUCCUCCAGGAAAACGCUCAGCACGUCAGCCGCUUCAUCGCCCUGGCGACCGUCAACAACCCGGCCAAGAAGAAGUAUCUUUACGCCUUCAACAUAAUCCCCAUGAAGACCAUGGAUCCAUCAGAGCUGGUGAAGCAGCCGCAGGACGUGACGGAAAACCCCUACAGACGCUCCACGAAGGACAAGACCGACGAGCCGAAGACGGGCUUCAGCACCGCAGAGGAGGAGGAGCCGGCCCAUCAGUUCUUCUUCGACCUGAGCAGGAAGCAGGGGGGGGCUCCCCGGGGCCGCGGCAGGAGGAGACACCCGGACGGAGACGGACGGGGACGAGACCAGCAGCAUGAUGGGGACAGGCUCGAUCAGGGACAGCCCAAGAAGCUGCGCCGGCACCCUCAGCCCACCGGUCCCUGCUGGUUCUGUUUGGCCAGUCCUCAGGUGGAGAAACACCUCGUCAUCAGCAUAGGAACACACUGUUACCUGGCUCUGGCUAAAGGCGGACUGACGCCGCACCACGUGCUGAUCCUCCCCAUCGGUCACUACCAGUCGGUGGUGGAGCUGAGCUCGGAGGUGGUGGAGGAGAUGGAGAAGUACAAGUCGGCCCUGAGGAGCUUCUACAGGAGCAAAGGAGCGCGCUGCGUGCUGUUCGAGAGGAACUACAGGAGCCAGCACCUGCAGCUACAGGUCGUCCCGGUGCCGCUGGAUCGCUGCACCACCGAGGACAUCAAGGAGGCGUUCACGGUCCAGGCUCAGGAGCAACAGAUGGAGCUGAUGGAGAUUCCUCAACACACCGAGCUCAAGCAGAUUGCUCCUCCCGGGACGCCGUACUUCUAUGUGGAGUUGGACUCGGGGGAGAAACUCUUCUACCGCAUCCAGAAACAUUUUCCCCUGCAGUUUGGAAGGGAGGUCCUGGCCAGCGAGGCGGUGCUGAACAUCCCCACCCGAGCCGACUGGAAGGAGUGCAAACAGAGCCGGGAGGAGGAGGAGGAGAGCUGCCGACAGCUGAGGGACGACUUCCAGCCGCACGACUUUGCCUGGGACGACUAACGCAACCCCCACCCCCACCCCCUAGCCUAGCUUAGCACAAAGACUGGAAACAGGGGGAAACAGCUAGCCUGGCUCUGAGGGCAGCAAAGUCCACCCACCGCCUCCUCUAAAACUCACCGGUUGACGCAUUGUAUCUUGUUUGUACGGUCAUUCGAGCUUUGGUAGCGUUGGUAGGUGGGUUGUGUUACCUUUGGACAGAGCCAGACUGGCCGUCUCCAUGCUAAGCUAACUAGCUGCUAACCCACUACAGAGGCAUCGAAGUGAUAUCGAUCUGGUCAUCUAACUCUCAGCAGGAGAGCGAAAGAGAGAAAAACCGUAUUUCCCAAAAUGUCAAAUUAUGCCUUUUAAAUUUGGGUUGUUUUUUUUUUUUAUACGAGUGUUUUCCUUUUAUUUAUAUCUGACAGUUGUUGCUGCAACAGUGACGGAGGAAAAUAAGAUAUUUGCAGCAAACCAUGAGUUUUAUAAGAAAGAUCAUGAAAGUCUCAGUUUAAAGUUUCUACAAAUGAUCUCAAAUCUUUAUUUUUCCGUCUUUUGUUUAUCAAAGUGAAGUCGAAAUUCACAGAACGAAUAGAAGAGCCUGCAGCUCCAUAACUGGCAAGGAGCAGGGGAGACGGACCCAGAACCUCACUGUUCGGCGAGUGGCUUGGUCUUUUUGUUUUUUACGCUCAGAUGUGAUCAAAAGUAAUCAUGAGUUCCAGUGUUUAAAAUGUGACCAGUGUCUGUUUUGGAUCGAUGUCAGUUAUUCCUGAUACACAAAAGACAAAAAAAAAAAUAAAAUCAAAAUCCAGGUUUCAGGUUGUGUAGGUGCUGGUU
Messenger RNA from Xiphias gladius (swordfish), 2810 nucleotides. RefSeq names its product CWF19 like cell cycle control factor 1 (gene cwf19l1). The coding region runs from base 318 to 1997 and encodes 559 amino acids. Gene Ontology annotation, cellular component: post-mRNA release spliceosomal complex. Gene Ontology annotation, biological process: mRNA splicing, via spliceosome. NCBI's taxonomy places the organism in Eukaryota, Metazoa, Chordata, Actinopteri, Istiophoriformes, Xiphiidae. Gene Ontology annotation, molecular function: RNA lariat debranching enzyme activator activity. The record is from RefSeq and is a predicted model, not a curated record. The transcript has 14 exons.